UUGAUAGUCGAUAUCGCCAUAGACGACAACGGCAAGCAGCUCUACCAGGUCCACGAAUCAUCCAAAUCCGUCAGGAGGGAGAUGCCCCAUUCGGCCAACUUCUCCAACUCCUUCCACACCGACGAAUCUUCUAUCUUUGUGAAGCACGAAGAAAGAACCCCCGUACGCAGAGUCCUUGGUACGCUUUCACCCACCACCUUGAACCUGAAGAAGCUCGAAGAGCACCUGACAGAGUUCGAGGACGAUUCAGUUUCUAGCGACAGAAAACUCACCUCUGCUGCGAGUGAAUAUAUCGCCACAUCUGAGGCUGUAUCAUCUGACCUCUUUUCCAACUUCGAGCCCGAUCACAUCACAGACAAUGAUAUCUGGUCUGAGGAUGUUGAACAGGCCUUCGAAGAGGUGCUAAACAUCAUCCCCAAGAAUGGCUUGAAUAAAAUCAAAAUUUCGGGUCGCUCAUGCGGCAGGAACGAAUUAAUCUCAGAUUACAUAUUCACCAAAACUGGAAAAUUCAGAACCAGGAAACAAGUCUCCAGUCAUAUCCAAGUGAUCAAGAACUUGGGGCAGAAAUUGCACAUUAUUAAGUUGAUCAAUGAAGGUCCUGUUUUUGAGACGGACGAAGAACAACAAGAGUGCAACAAGAAAUUCGAAGAAAUAUUUUCCAAGAUCAACUUGAACAAAUCAUUGGGCUUCAACGAAAGUGUUUCCAUGUCUGGUAUUAAGCGCAAGAACCCAUCCAUGAUGUCUACUCUGGGGAUUAACAAAAGGCCAAGAAGGAAGUCUGGAAGACAAACAAUUCAGAAUACUUCACAUCAUAUAUCAUUCCAAGGCUUCUUUAUGUCAAUUGAUGAUACGUUUUCUGCUAGUCCAACCCCAUACAUAUUGACAGUGCAAGACCUGAAUCAGGAGGUCAAGAAACUUGUCAUUAAAGAAAACGCAAACAUUACUAAUAGAUUUCCUGGUUUGGACAAUUUCCAAAAUUGUAAUACUAUUCCAAUCAUACACAAUAUGGUUAAAAUUCAUUUCUCGAACCUCGCGGGUAAUUAUUCUAUAGAUGGUGGAUUCAGAUCCAAUUUUUUACUUCGUUGGGACGACUUGGAAGAAUCUUCCAAGCUCUACUCGACUUUUACUUGCAUAUAUUCUUUUGGAAAGGAAGUGCUUAAAUUUACUGAAGAAGGGUUUAAAUUCAAUGAGAACAGAGCUUUCUUGGUAAAGUUCUGGAAGUUUUUCUUGACUAAGUUGAUCGGUAAAGAAGAAAAUGAAGCCAACUCUGCCUUCAAGGGAAUGACUAUUAAACAAAUAGUUUACGAGUCAGACUCUGAAUCUGAAUCUGGUGAGACUACUGAAUCUCAAAAUGUUGUCCCAGUGCUGAAAAUUAAGUUGGUAUUACUUUGGGAAUUUGGCAAAGUAGCCGAAUUCAAGGAUGCUGUAACUACUACAAGUAAAUUGAUUUUACCUUCUAAGAUUGUUUCAUCUAAUGAAAACAUUGUGCCGCAAGUAGUCGAUUAU
Scheffersomyces stipitis CBS 6054 is the source of this 1506-nucleotide messenger RNA. RefSeq names its product transcription factor TEC1 (gene TEC1). Gene Ontology annotation, biological process: regulation of transcription by RNA polymerase II. Gene Ontology annotation, cellular component: transcription regulator complex. The annotation marks the transcript as partial. Lineage: Eukaryota; Fungi; Ascomycota; Pichiomycetes; Serinales; Debaryomycetaceae. Gene Ontology annotation, molecular function: DNA-binding transcription factor activity, RNA polymerase II-specific; RNA polymerase II cis-regulatory region sequence-specific DNA binding. The record is from RefSeq and is a predicted model, not a curated record. The transcript is spliced from 2 exons.